This is a messenger RNA of Papilio machaon (common yellow swallowtail), 506 nucleotides long. RefSeq names its product probable NADH dehydrogenase [ubiquinone] 1 alpha subcomplex subunit 12. Bases 14 to 466 code for a protein of 150 amino acids. NCBI's taxonomy places the organism in Eukaryota, Metazoa, Arthropoda, Insecta, Lepidoptera, Papilionidae. The transcript is spliced from 4 exons. The record is from RefSeq and is a predicted model, not a curated record. Gene Ontology annotation, cellular component: membrane. Gene Ontology annotation, biological process: response to oxidative stress; mitochondrial respiratory chain complex I assembly.
UUGAACAUCAACAAUGAAUCCGAUAUCAAAAAUACGUUACUUCUUUACAAUUAUUUAUAGGAACGGUGGUGUGUGGAAGUCACUUUGUAAAUUGGGUCGAUUUGAUACUUUGAAGGAUGGUCGUUACGUAGGCUGCGAUGCUUUCGGCAAUCAAUAUUUCGAGAAUCCUUAUUACUUCCUCGGCCGAAGUCGCUGGGUUGAAUACAACAAGAGCGUUAAACUUGAAUAUGAUGCAACUCAGAUAACGCCGGAGUGGUAUGGCUGGUUACAUUAUAGAACAGAUUGUCUGCCCGACCAGGAUUGUCCGAAGUUUUUGCUCAAAUCGUCUUGCAGAAGCCAAUGUUGGCUACUGAAUCACGAAGAGAACUUGUCAGGCACCCCGUCGGCUUAUUACCCUUAUGAUACAACAAGGAGUCGCAUUGAACCUUGGGAUGGAACGUCAAUAUGCAGUCGCCGCUCAAAUUAAAGUUAAAAACAGCAAAAUUUAAAGAAUGUUUUCGUUAUCG